This is a messenger RNA of Colletotrichum lupini, 237 nucleotides long. RefSeq lists its product as uncharacterized. The coding region runs from base 1 to 237 and encodes 78 amino acids. The transcript has a single exon. NCBI's taxonomy places the organism in Eukaryota, Fungi, Ascomycota, Sordariomycetes, Glomerellales, Glomerellaceae. The record is from RefSeq and is a predicted model, not a curated record.
AUGCUUCAUCUCAAGACCACCCAAAGAAAUGGGCGUGGUAAGACCCAGCCAUGGCUAUUAUUACUUACCCUUGACAUAUGCUUGGCCCAGCGGAGGUUUCUCGCCUUUGAGUUGGCGGGACAGCUCCCCAAUCUGCCUAGGUUGUCUCCCUGGGCUUUCAGCCUCUCAGUUCCCUCACGCCCUGUAGGCCUGUACUCGGUAAAGGUGCGCCAAAGCCGUAAGUCCGGUGAUCUGUAA